UCGGACACCCGGAAGUCGUGCCGAUUUCCGAGGACUUGACUGCGUGAGGUCGUUUGCGUUUCAACUUUGCAAAAGGAAACAUUUGAUGCCGCUAAAUUAAAUGAGCAUUAGCUCUAGUAUUGACGUGCCAGCAGAGUGACAGAGAAAUGGGAGUCAUUCUAGCACCGCAGCAUGGGCGACGCUAAGCGGCACGACGACGCUGUGAAGGCCGAGUUGAGGCUGCCCAUCACCGGGGAUUGUCAGCUGGACGAGGCGGUGCUGCGGUGGCUCAGCUGGGACAAGAAUGUUCACACUCGCGCUGAGUUGCUGGCUCUGUUGGCAUGGCCUCACGUGGACGAGCUGAGGUCCAGACUGAGCAGCAGGUUGACCUUUGGCACGGCCGGCCUCAGGGCACCCAUGGGGGCGGGCUUUAACCGCAUCAAUGACCUCACUGUCAUCCAAGCCACACAGGGCUUGUGCGCGUACCUGCUCAGGUGCGUUCCGGACACGGCCCACAGAGGCGUGGUGGUGGGCUUUGACGCCAGGGGCCGGCGUGAGAGCGGCUGCAGCAGUGAACGGCUGGCGGCGCUCACGGCCGCCGUGAUGCUGAGCAGAGAUGUCCGCGUGCAUCUCUUCUCCAGCUACGUCCCCACGCCGUACGUGCCUUUUGGCGUCGUCGAGUUGGGUGCGGCGGCCGGCGUCAUGAUCACUGCGUCCCACAACCCUAAAGAGGACAACGGCUACAAGGUGUACUGGUGUAAUGGCGCUCAAAUCGCCUCCCCUCACGACAAAGGCAUCCUGAAAAGCAUGGAGGAGCAUCUGGAGCCCUGGAGUACCUCCUGCUGGGACGUCCAGCUCGUCCACACGAGCCCCCUGAGGACAGACCCCCUGAGCCACGUGGACCGCCGCUACCUGGACCAGCUCGCCAGUCUUUGCUUCCACAGACUGAUCAACAGCAGGUGUCCUCUCAAGUUCGUCCACUCGUCCUUCCACGGCGUGGGACACGUCUUCGUCCGUCAAGCCUUCCAAGCGUUCGGGUUCCCUCCACCCAUUCCGGUGCCGGAGCAGAAAGACCCCGACCCGGACUUCCCGUCUGUGCGCUGUCCCAACCCGGAGGAGGGCGAGUCUGUCCUGGAACUCGCUCUACUUCUGGCCGAGAAGGAAAAAGCCCGCAUCGUCCUGGCGACGGAUCCUGAUGCGGAUCGACUGGCGGUGGCAGAGAUGUGCGACAGGUGUCGCUGGAAGGUUUUUUCCGGGAAUGAGCUGGCGGCGCUCCUGGGCUGGUGGAUGUUUUUCUCGUGGAAGGAGACGCACGACGACCCCGCUGACCUGCAGCACGUCUACAUGCUCGCCACCACCGUGUCCUCAAAGAUCCUGCAGGCUCUGGCCCGCAUCGAAGGCUUCCACUUUGAGGAAACGCUUCCGGGCUUCAAAUGGAUCGGAAACCGGAUCCACGAGCUCACUGGAAGCGGAAAAAACGUUUUGUUUUCCUUCGAGGAGUCCAUCGGCUUCCUGUGCGGCGCAAUGCUUCCUGACAAGGACGGCGUGAGCACGGCGGCCGUGGUGGCCGAGAUGGCCGCUUAUCUCCACCACAGGAAGCUGAGCCUCCAGCAACAGCUGCACAACAUCUACCUGACGUACGGCCAUCACGUCUCCACCAGCUCCUACGUCAUCUGUAACGACGGCGCCAUCGUCCACAAGAUCUUCGCCCGGAUCAGAGACUUCGACGGCCAAGGCUCGUACCCCGACACCUGCGGCGGCGUGCGCAUCGUGCACGUGCGAGACGUCACCACGGGAUACGACAGCAGCCAGCCUGAUUGCCGCUCGAUUCUCCCCGUGAGCAGGAGCGGUCACAUGAUCACUUUCACGCUUCACAACGGCGUGGUGGCCACGCUGAGAACGAGCGGCACGGAACCCAAAAUCAAAUACUACAGCGAGCUGCGCGCCACGCCCGGAACCAGUGAUGUGUGCUGUCUGGAGGCGGAGCUUAAGCAGGUGACCGACGCUCUGGUGGAGGAGUUUCUCCAGCCGGAGAGAAACAAGCUGAUUCGCCGCAUUGUGUGAAGUCCACGUUCUUCAAUGACUGCCAGAGAGGGCGCAGCUGCCUCGCUUGCCUCGCCGCCGUCAGGGCCGCUGUCAGCUCCGCCGUCAGCUCCAAAUCAACCACAUCAAACGCGUCCCACAAGAUGGCCUCCAUCUGCUCGCCGCCGCACGUCGCCACAGCAAGCUGAGGGAAUGAGUGACACACGCUCCUCGUUUAGACAUUGAAACCAUCUCCCACGCCUUCUUCGGACAAGCAACUCAGCGGUGUUCGUGUGAUUUCCACGCUUUCCUGCCUGGGGCUCGAACCCGGGUUCUCCGAAUGAGAGUGCGUGAGCCAGUCAUUGAGCUAAAGGCCUGAGCUUCCCAGGCGUCAGAGUGAGGUUUGGCUCCUACAUGAGUACAAAGCAACUCGCCAAGACGGAUCCUCUUGCACAGGGGUGUCCAAGCUUUUUGGGAGGACUUAGGGGCCGCAUUGGGCAAAAAGAAUUUGACCGGGGGUUGUAAGCAUGUAAAGUAACUAAUAUAUAUAACAAUAUCCAUAACCUUAUGUAAAUAACUAUAUAUCUCUAUAUUUACACACACAUAUAUACACAUUUACAUACGGUCGCAAUCAAACGUUUACAUACACGUCAGUGUUUCCCCCAGAAAAUUUGUUAAAGUUAAGGUGGUGUCUCUCCAGGGGGAAGGAGGAGGUGGGUGGGUGAAAGGAACAGCAUAACUCGGCCUGUCGCCAUCAAGUCUCCAUUUCAUCGCUGCCACCACAGCCUGGUGGGCAAUAGACUACAGACUGCGGUGAAGUAGGCCGGCUUUGUCGCGUGAGGAAGCCCACAAUUUUUGGUUGUGGUUUCCGCUCCAUAUGCUGAAUGCUGAUAUACUAUAUAUAUCUCGAUAUUUUUUCUGUAAAGUAAAAACAAUACACAAAACAGUCCUAGUUACCUGAGAUACUAAGUAUGUCAUCAUUAUGACUUUGUAAGUCAAUAUUUUGACUUACUAAUUUACUAAGUCAAAAUAAUGACAAAAUAAUAACUUAAGUCAAAUUAAUGAAUUAAUGAGUCAAACUAAUGACUUACUGUAAGCAAGCAUUUGCAAAAAAGACUUAAAAAUGGGGGCCACAUGCUGACAUAUGUUCAACUCAUCAUGCUUAAUUUGUUACAGCAUUUGAGAAGCCUGUAGUUGAUUUUUGUUAUGUAAAUGUUAUAUUUUUAUCAACAUGUGAUAGCAGGGACCUUGCCAUUCAAAACUACGCUGCUAAAUUACUAAUACUUAAUGUAACUAUAGCUGAAAAAAAUAGUACAAUAGCAAUAGGAGCGACUAUUCAUCCCUGAACACCGUGGGGUUCAUGGAGGCUUUAUGAUGCUGUUACAUUAUUAAGUCAACCAUCAGAGACAUCUUCAGGAAACUCUUCUAUUAACAUAAUGGCGUUUUUUGCUGCUUCAACACAGAAAAAGGUCAAGUGAAAUAACUUAUUUGUUAAUUGUAGGUCAAUAAUGCUUGUCUUUCUCUCAAACACAGGGUUUUGCUGUCCGUUUAAUGUGGGGCACACACAAACUGCACAGUGAGCUAACCUUACGCUAAAAGCUAAUUAGCCUUCACCUCAAGGACUGCGAGCGAGCGAGCUGCCGCUUAUGUUUCUAGUACGUCAACAGGCUCAUAGUGAUGUUACUAGUAGUUGACUUGGAGGUGUUUAUUAUAAUUUGGGGAGAGUCCGCUGCCUUAUGCUUACCUGCAAAACACCUAUCUGCUCACCACACCGUCUCUCCUCUCUGCCUGCCUCUGUCGUGAACACCGACUCCAUGCGCUCUGAAUACGCACUGCUGGUUGGCUGUUACAUCCGCUCUGAAUACGCACUGCUGAUUGGCUGUUACGUCCGCUCUUAACACGCAGAUAUUAGGUUUUGUUUUUUUGUUAUACGGUCAUGAAUUCAACAAGCAGCUCUGAAUACACACUGCUGAUUGGCUGUUACCGCUCUGCGUGUAACCAUUUAGAUGGUUCUGUGGGUGGACAAUGCUGGGUGCUGCAGCAAUGUACUGACUUAGGCAGAAGAAGCGUAGCAGCUUGUUAAGACGCUAGUUUAGGCGGUGGCUCUUUGUUAAGGCGGCUGCAGUGAAACUUGCCAAGGGACAUGUAACCAAAUAACAUUGCUGUAUACUUUUGACCCAGCAGAUUUGCUCACAUUUUCAGUAGACCCAUAAUAAAUUCAUAAAAGAACCAAACUUCAUGAAUGUUUUUUGUGACCAACAAGUAUGUGCUCCAAUCAUUGUUCUUUACAAGUGUAUGUAAACUUUUGACCAUGACUGUAUACGCAUAUAUUCCUGUAUAUACACACAUAUACAUAUAUAUACACAUAUAUAUAAAUAUACAUAGAUCCAUAUAUUUAUACACAUACAGUACAGGCCAAAGUUUGGACAUACCUCAUUCAAUGAGUUUUCUUUAUUUUCAUGACUAUUUACAUUGUAGACUGUCACUGUAGGCAUCAAAACUGUGAAUGAACACAUGUGGAGUUAUGUAAUUAACAAAAAAUGGUGAAAUAACUAAAAACAUGUUUUAUAUUCUAGUUCCUUCAAAAUUCUUUCGGGUAGCUAUUUUGAAGGAACUAGAAUAUAAAACAUGUUUUCAGUUAUUUCACCUUUUUUUGUUAAGUACAUAACUCGAAAGGUGUUCAUUCAUAGUUUUGAUGUCUUCAGUGACAAUCUACAAUGUAAAUAAAGAAAACGCGCCCUGCGAUGAGGUUGCGACUUGUCCAGGGUGUACACUGCCUUCCGCCCGACUGUGGCUGAGAUGGGCACCAGCGCCCCCAAAGGGAAUAAGCGGUAGAAAAUGGAUGGAUGGAUAAAGAAAACACAAUGAAUGAGAUGUGUCCAAACUUUUGACCUGUACUGUAUGUAUGUAUGUGUAUAUAUAUAUAUAUAUAUAUAUAUAUAUAUAUAUAUAUAUAUAUAUAAAAAUAAUGGAUAUAUAUCUAAUAAAUAAUAUGAUUGGAUAUUAAGAGUAUAAAGCAACAAACAUGCGCCAAACUUGUUAAGUGUGGAAAGAAGGUUUUGCAUUUUUCCCAUCAUGCAUUGCGGGGGAUUUAAAUUGGUGUAAUUUUGAAUAUGUUGUGAUUUGACAAUUUUUUUAUGAUAUCCACGAAUUUCAGUGGGCAGGUUGUGAUGUGUGACCAUGUGCGUUGACUCUGUGUUAGUUUAUUUGCGCCAUGAGUGGGAAAGGUUGUUUGGAUUGAGUCGUAAAUAAAAAUGCUGUGCUGUGUACACUUCAA
Nerophis ophidion (straightnose pipefish) is the source of this 5278-nucleotide messenger RNA. It is a transcript of the gene pgm2l1, whose product is annotated as phosphoglucomutase 2-like 1. The transcript has 15 exons. Gene Ontology annotation, biological process: carbohydrate metabolic process. Lineage: Eukaryota; Metazoa; Chordata; Actinopteri; Syngnathiformes; Syngnathidae. The record is from RefSeq and is a predicted model, not a curated record. Gene Ontology annotation, molecular function: glucose-1,6-bisphosphate synthase activity; magnesium ion binding; intramolecular phosphotransferase activity. Bases 172 to 2043 code for a protein of 623 amino acids.